Alligator mississippiensis (American alligator) is the source of this 1929-nucleotide messenger RNA. RefSeq names its product NACHT, LRR and PYD domains-containing protein 3. NCBI's taxonomy places the organism in Eukaryota, Metazoa, Chordata, Crocodylia, Alligatoridae. The transcript has 6 exons. Gene Ontology annotation, molecular function: protein binding. The coding region runs from base 4 to 1329 and encodes 441 amino acids. The record is from RefSeq and is a predicted model, not a curated record. Gene Ontology annotation, cellular component: cytoplasm.
GCCAUGCCCCACCCCACGCCCCCCCGACAAGCUGCUCGCGGAUCUGUUAGCACCCCUGCUUCCACCGCCUAUGAAGAAGCAGCAGCAGUAGGCAAAGGCUCAGGAAAUGACAUGCAAGCUGUGACAACUUUGUUAGCCAACUAUGGGAAACCUAUGAAUCAUUUAAUGCUAACAGUGAGAUUUCUGUUUGGUCUCUUAAAUGAAGAGAGAAUGAAGGACAUUGAGAAAAAACUUAGCUGUAAAAUUUCAUUGAAAAUUAAACCAGAAUUACUGAAAUGGUUUGAAGCAAAGCCCCAAACACCUGACUUGUCUCUGAAAUCUCAUUGGCAGAAGUCAAGUUUAGGAGCUCAGGUUAAAGCAUUUCAUCAGCUUGAGGAAUUUCACUGUUUGUAUGAAAUUCAAGAAGAAAAUUUUGUGCAAAGUGCACUAAGUCAUUUAAGAGCUGUGAAUUUAAGUUCUCACGAAUUUACCCAAAUGGAUCAAGAGGUACUUGCAUUCUGUUUAAAAAACUGCCACAAAUUAGAUUCACUUCUUCUACAAUUUUGCGACUUCAGAUAUGAAGCCCCAGAUGAAGAUGUUUCAAGAUCCCCAAAGCAGCCACCUCUGGAACAGGAGACUCACUCGCCUAUUUACCUGCUGUGUCAAGCACUGAAAGACCCACACUGUAAAGUGAAAAGACUAUGGUUGCAGUGGUGUGUUCUCACACCCACCUGCUGUAGGGAUCUUGUCGCUGUUCUUAGCACCUGCCCCAGCCUGACGGAGCUGGACCUGAGUCAUAACACUCGUGUGGGGGAUGGCGGUGUGCAGCUGCUGUGUGAGGGACUGAGACAUCCCAGCUGCAAAUUACAGACACUGCGGUUGUGGAAUUGCCGUCUCACACCCACCUGCUGUGGGGCUCUCACUGCUGUUCUCAGCACCAGUCCCAGCCUGAUGGAGCUGGACCUGAGUUAUAACGGUGAUCUGGGGGAUGGCGGCGUGCGGCUGCUGUGCGAGGGACUGAGACAUCCCAGCUGCAAGUUGCAGACGCUGCGGUUGCAGUGGUGCGGUCUCACAGACACCUGCUGUGAGGAUCUCGCCGCUGCUCUCAGCACCAGCCCCAGCCUGACAGAGCUGGACCUGACUCAUAACAGUGGUCUGGGGGCUGGCGGUGUGCAGCUGCUGUGCGAGGGCCUGAGACAGCCCAGCUGCAAGUUGCAGACACUGGGGUUGACCCUUCCCAAACUAAAUGCAGAAACAAAGCAAGAGCUGGAGGCUGUGAAAGGAAUGAAGCCUGGUCUGAUCAUAGAGCAAUUGGAAAAGGACCAUUUCCUCAAAGAUAAAGAUUGGUAGGAAAUCAUCCUGCACAGGCUGCCCUGCCAGUAGCUGGCAGAGCAGGGGGGGAGCUGGGAGCGCCUGCCACUCAAGCUGGGCACCGUCACUGCCAGGGACGCCAGCAGCAAUGCACAGCCUGUGUGGUAGGAUUUGGGUGAAGAUGGUCAGGACCAAUCUCCUGUGGGUGGGAGAGACUUAUGGGUAGGAGCUGGGUUUGCGCCAUGACAAAACCAAGUCCCCCACAAUCUGACCCUGUGGGGGACUUGGUUUAGGGGUGGGGGAGGGGAGAGAGCAGCAGGGCUGAAGGGCUCAGGCCCUGGGGACGGGGAGCUGUGGGCUCCUGAGGGGUCUGGGUACCAUUCCUUUCUGCUUCUGUGGGUGGAGAAGAGGCCCCCAAAGCCGCUCUUUGGAGCCUGUGGGGAUUUCCCAGUCUGUCAUGUAGCUGUCCCUGGUACUUGCGUAUCCCCAAGGUGUUUGCGGUGUCACGUGCUUCCACAGCCGCAGAGCUGGUGUUUUCUGUCACUGUCCUCAGCAUUGCAUUUCCCUGCUGUAUUCUGUGUCCAUUUUGUUGGAGUCCAAUAAAGAUCCUGCAUCCAGAAACUGCCUUGCACUUUGGGG